Rotaria sordida is the source of this 1206-nucleotide messenger RNA. The record is from the annotation of a GenBank genome assembly. Lineage: Eukaryota; Metazoa; Rotifera; Eurotatoria; Philodinida; Philodinidae.
AUGUCUAAUAUAAUUUCUCUUUAUUAUCUUUUUCAGUUUGUUAUUUUUCUCUAUAUUAUUCCAAUUUAUAUUACUAUUGAAACUACAAUAAAAAUUGUUUUUCUCAACGGUUUAAAUGUAAUUCGUUGUUCAGAUCAUCAAGUACAAGUAUAUAAAUUACCAUAUUAUACUGGAGUAACAUUCAACAGUAUAAUAACAUGUGAUACAAAAGAUGAAAUCUAUUCUCCACAAUAUACUGGUUUUAAAUGGGGUAAAUUAAAACUUAUUUGUUCUUCGCAUGGUACUAAAGUACAGGAAGAACAAGUUAUUAUAAAAUCCAAAAAUGGUGAUAUUCAAGAUAUUCCUUCUGCUAAAGGUCAAUUAGGUCAAUCGACAGAAUUGUACGAGUUAAUAGUCAAAUCUAGUCUUAUUUCUGACACCAGAAUAGUAUCAAGGGAACAACCAGCAGAUGAUGCAUAUUUUGAUGAAAAUAUUACACCAAAAGAAAGAAGAAUUUACAUAUGGUUUCCAGAUCAUCCAAUUAUUUGUCGAAUAAUAUUUACUGGUGAUGAAAAUAAUCCAUGUCCUUCAAUGCAUAAUCAAGAGAUCGAUGAUGUUGAUUAUGCAUGUUAUUAUAAUCCGGGUGCUGAUGGACUACCAACGAAAGAACAAAUGGAAGCUGAAUUAAAACAAAUAGAAGAAACAGAUGAUAAACCAACUACUGUUGCAGCAUAUUUUCGUAUGUAUAUUCGUACUCCAUCACGUCGUAAACGCAAAGAUAAUACUUCAAUUGAUUCUGCUGAAAUUUAUGAUGAUGAAUUAAACGAUCAAACAAACAACUCAUCAUAUCAUAACACACCUCAUCCUAUAAACUCAUCAAAAUCAAAAGAAAAACAUGAUAUACUAAAGAUUAUUGGACUGAUAUUUGGAAUAAUUUUACUUAUUGGUCUCAUUGGUGGUGUUAGUUAUUUUCUCAUUCGAAAACAUUACUUUAAGAAGUCUUCAUCAUCAACAAUGAACAUUGAAAACGAUGGGAAAGAUUCAUAUUCUCUUAGUACAAAUCAAAGUCAACAAUCAUUAACUGUAACAUCAACAAAUGAAACAAAUACACAUGUACCUAUGAAUGUGUCGCCACAAGAAGAACAAACUUUUGCUAGAUUACAACCACCCGAUAGAAAUAAACGACAAAGAACUGAUACUAGUAUGAUUUUUAAUGAAGAUAUGUGA